CGAAAUGUUCUGCACAAAUUUGCUGGAAAAUAUGAAAGUGGUGUAUAUGGAGCUAGCCUUAUCCAUUUGUAAUCUAACAGCUCAGCCAAACGAUGCUGACCAUUUAAGCUUUUCCCUCCCUCAUCUCUGCAACAGUUGAGUCUAGACUCCAAUGGAGCAAACCAUCUCCAAUUCUCAAAAUAUACCAUCUUCAACCCACAAAUCAUUCUCUAAAACAAGAAAGAAAAAGAGAUACCAGUUCAAAGUCCAGUGCCUUCAAACUACAGAUCCACUCACAGAAAACCCCGUAUCUGCUCAGUCUCUUCUUCAAACACCCAGCUCCUCAGCAUCAUUACAAUCUCAUGAUUCAUCCAAGCAAAUCCAUGCCCAGAUCAUUAAAAGUGGAGGAAAAUGGAUGUCUUGCUCUCUUACUUGCAACCUUAUCCAAUUGUGCUUAGAAACUGGAGACACCCAGUCAGCAGCAAUGUUGUUUUCCGCAGGUUUAGAUAGUGGCUCUCUCUCAUUGAGCUACCUAACAGAUGCAUUUGACAAAGGAAGAGUCGAUCCCUACGAGUUCCUUAGAAUUUUUCAGCAUUUGCAUAGAACUGGAAGUGUCUCAAAUGUCAGAAUUCUCACUGCAGCUAUAAAAAUAUCAGCAGAAUUGGGUGAUUCGUGGCUUGCUUUCCAAAGCCACGCCUUAAUUGCUAAAUCAGGUUUAGAUGCUGAAACCCUUCUGAAGUGUUAUCUGAUGGAUUUUUAUGCAGAAUUUUUUAGCAUGGAAUCCACAGAGAAGUUGUUUCGAGAAACACCCGUAAAAUGUGAUGUACUUUGGAAUAAAGCCGUUAUGUUGAAUGCAGAGAAGGAGUUAUGGUGGAAAGCUAUUGAGUUAUUCCGCGAGAUGCAGAGUUCAAAUGUGAAGGCCGAUGAAAUCACUAUGGCUAAAAUUCUCAAUUCAUGUGGGAGAGUUGAGGCUCUUAGGCUUGGCAAACAGAUACAUGGGCAUGUAAUUAGAUCAGGACUUCUACCAAACCUGUUAGUGAGCAAUUCAUUGAUCACAAUGUACUCCAAGAACUCUUCUAUAGAAUCUGCAAGAAGAGUGUUUGAAUCCAUACCAAACCCGAGUCUUGUCUCGUGGAACUCCAUGAUCUCUUGUUGUUCUCUCAACGGCUUUCUAGUCAAUGCAAUGGAGCUUUUCAAUGACAUGGUUGAAUCUGGGAUGGAGACCGACGUGGUGACAUGGAAUUGCCUCAUCUCCGGUCACUCUCUUCAUGGAUUCAAUCACCAAGUUUUUGAACUUUUCAGAAGAAUGCAAUUUAAGGGUCUGAAGCCCAAUUCGAGCACAAUCACCAGCGUUCUUCGUGCAGUUUCUGGGUCUAAUUUGAUUAAAUUCGGGAAAGAAAUACAUGGAUGUGUGAUGAGAAAUGGUCUUGAAUGCAAUGUAUACACUGGAACUUCGCUUGUAGAUAUGUACUUGAAAUGCUGCAGUUUGUCAAAUGCUCAUAGGCUUUUUGAUACAAUGAAGCAUAGGAAUGUAAUUACUUGGAAUUCUCUGAUAACAGGGUAUGCCUAUGCUGGGUUUCUUGAUGAAGCUCUACAACUUUUGAAGAGAAUGGAGAAUGGAGGCCUUCAGCCUAACAUAAUCACAUGGAAUGCUUUGAUUUCUGGUUACUCGAUGAAAGGGCAGAGCAGGCAAGCUUUAGUAUUGAUUCGUCAACUAAAAUCGAUAGGACAAAAGCCAAAUGUGGUCUCAUGGACUGCUAUAAUCUCUGGAUGUUGUCAAAAUGAGCAGUAUGAAGAUAGUUUAUACUUCUUCACUGAGAUGCAGAAAGAAGGAAUCAAGCCCAAUUCAGCUACUCUUGCAACUGUUCUCCGAGCUUGUUCAAGUCUUGCUUUGCUAAAUAAGGGAGAAGAGAUUCACUGUUUUGCAACAAGAAUAGGAUUGGAUACAGAUAUAUAUGUAGCUACAUCACUCAUUGAUAUGUACUCUAAAUCUGGAAGCUUACGAAAUGCUUACCAAGUCUUUAAGAAGAUUGAAAACAAGAAUCUAGCUUCAUGGAAUGCAAUGAUCAUGGGCUUUGCAGUUUAUGGCCAAGCGAAACAAGCCUCUUUGCUUUUCGAUGAGAUGUCUAAAUUAGCGGUUAAACCUGAUGGAAUAACUUUCACGGCACUUCUCUCAAGUUGCAGGCAUUCAGGUCUGAUCACUGAAGGAUGGAAGUACUUUGAUGGAAUGAAAACUAAGUAUGGGGUUGUUCCGAGAUUAGAACAUUAUACUUCCAUUGUUGAUCUCCUAGCUCGAUGGGGGUAUCUUGAUGAAGCAUUGGACUUCAUACAAGACAUGCCAUUAGAGCCUGAUGCCAGCCUGUGGGGUGCUCUACUCGGAGCUUGUAGAACUCACAGAAAUCUUGAGAUUGCAGAGAUAGCUGCUAGAAAUCUGUUCAAGUUAGAGCCACAUAACUGUGCGAACUAUCUAUUGAUGAUGAGUUUAUAUGCAUAUGAGAAUCGAUGGGAAGAUGCGGAGAACAUGAGAAAUGCAAUGAAUGCAGCUGGACUGAAGAGCAAAUCUGGAUGGAGCUGGAUUCAAAUUGGCCAAACUGUGCAUGUUUUCUCUGCUGAAGGGAAACAACAUGAAGAUAUUGGAGAGAUAUAUUUCGAAUUGUAUCAGUUGAUUUCUGAAUUGAAGAAGUCUGGUUAUGUUCCUGAUACAAGCUGCAUUGUUCGUAAUGUUAGAGAGGAAGCAAAGGAGAAAUUGUUGAUGGCUCAUACUGAGAAGUUGGCGAUAACCUAUGGAUUAAUCAAUACUAGUAAAACUACAAUGAUUAGAGUGAUAACAAAUACAAGGGUAUGCAAUGACUGCCACACAAUGGCAAAGUGUGUGUCAAAGAUUACAGGUCGAGAGAUUUAUCUUAGAGAUGGUGUGCGAUUUCACCACUUCAUAGGUGGGGAGUGUUCAUGCAAUAAUUACUGGUAGAAGUUGAAAGAGGCACUUAUACUGAUUAUGAGAUGUGCUGAUAGCUAAAACAAUCGAUCAAUGUAAUCUGCUUGUGAACUGAACUCAGAAGCCUUGAUCAUGAAUAGAGAGGCCAAAAAGAAGCGCAAAUUCAACAAAAUAGUGCAAUUAAAAGAAACUACUUGAUAACCCAUAGCUCAGAAACUACAGCAAGAUGAAAGGUCUGAUGAAAAUAAAAGUGCGUAAAGAAAUAUCAAUGAAGAUGACAUAGGAAUCCAUAGAAAUAUUAUAAGACUGGGAAUGUUAAAGAUGUCGUAGUUUGUAAAAUAUAUGUGAAUGAGAU
Molecule: messenger RNA, 3269 nt
Organism: Asparagus officinalis (garden asparagus)
Lineage: Eukaryota; Viridiplantae; Streptophyta; Magnoliopsida; Asparagales; Asparagaceae
Product: pentatricopeptide repeat-containing protein At4g01030, mitochondrial
Exons: 1
Coding region: 152-2947 (931 amino acids)
Biological process (GO): RNA modification
Molecular function (GO): RNA binding; protein binding; zinc ion binding
Source: RefSeq, a predicted model, not a curated record